AUGAUGAACUCCAAUUACUCUUAUAGAGAAAAACUCAUUCCUGCACCACCUAAACCACCAGACAUCACCCAUGAAAAUACCAUGGUUAAUGGCGUGGAAGACAAAGCGUCCUUCAAGGAAAUGUUGUUAGCCUCAAACCCAAUGAACUUUACAAAUUCUCUAACUCUAUCCGAGAACCCAAUGGAAGAAAUCCUACCAGAAGAGGGAGUGCAAGAGCAUUUAAUCGAGCUCAAUACACGGGGAAUUAAAGCAAUUACACUAACCGAAGAAGAGAAGCAAAGAAUUUAUGAACCUUGGAAGUUCUCACUAAUAGUUAAGCUAUUUGGCAAAAGAAUGCUACAUCAUUACCUAAAAAAGAAUAUCCAAGAACUGUGGCGACCAACGAAAUUUUUUUCACUAAUUGAUCUAGGAGACGACUACUACAUCAUAAAGUUUACAAAGAGAGAGAAUAUGGAGAAGGCUUUCACUCAUGGCCCAUGGUUUAUCAACGGCCACUACUUGUCAAUUACUAAAUGGAGACCAAACUUUGUAGCAAAUAAAGAGAAGCUGACAGUCUCAGUAGUUUGGAUCCGACUUCCACAAUUGCCAACCGAGUUCUAUGAUGGAAAGCUCCUCGAAAAAAUUGGGAAUGCUAUAGGAAGAUUAUUAAAAAUUGAUGUUUGCACCUCUACCACGGUCAGAGGCCACUAUGCUAGGCUUUGUGUUGAACUUCCACUGGAAACACCCGUCCAACCCUACAUCUACAUUGGACAACACAAGCAAUAUAUACAUUGCAAAGGAGAAAAGUUUUUAUGCAAGAACUGUGGACGUCUGGGCCACAUCCAAACUCAGUGUAACUUCAUACACAAGAAAUAG
This is a messenger RNA of Nicotiana tabacum (common tobacco), 855 nucleotides long. RefSeq lists its product as uncharacterized. Gene Ontology annotation, molecular function: nucleic acid binding; zinc ion binding. NCBI's taxonomy places the organism in Eukaryota, Viridiplantae, Streptophyta, Magnoliopsida, Solanales, Solanaceae. The record is from RefSeq and is a predicted model, not a curated record.